Molecule: messenger RNA, 1905 nt
Organism: Nezara viridula (southern green stink bug)
Lineage: Eukaryota; Metazoa; Arthropoda; Insecta; Hemiptera; Pentatomidae
Source: the annotation of a GenBank genome assembly
AUUUAUAUUAAUUCAUUUCAUACUAUAGGUUUUGUAUUUAAAUAAUAUUCAAGCAUAACACAAUAGCUUCAAGAAUUGAAAACAGAGAGGCCAUAUUGGUUGAUGAAAUAUUCUACCUGUUGACAGUAUGGUUGGGGUAUUGUUCUGUUUUCAUCAGUAAUUUUACGUUUCAUCUGCAAAAUAGUUUUUAUUUGCAUAAGAAAUGAACAUCGAACAUAAAAUGAAACUCUUUUUGCUGUUGUUAUUCUCUUCUCUAUGUGCCUCUCAUUUUUGUCCAUCGAGGCAUUACUGGAGUAAAGCUCAUAGUAAAUGCUUGGAAUGUAAACAGUGCCAUGUAACACUUAUUCCUUGUACAGCUAAGAUGAAUUCAAUUUGUGCCAAUAUCCAUGAAAAAAAUCACCACUUCCAAAAAUAUCGUAUUCAAUUUUUUGAUGAUGGGAAUGAAGAUGAGCUUGACAAACAAGUAGAUUCUACAGGGCACAUACACAAAGAUGAUCUGUAUCUUCCACAUGAAAAAGAACAUCAUAAGAAAAUUAUGAAACACCCCAAACACAAAAAUGAAGAAAAACAUCAUCAUAAAUCAAAGAAACAUUUUGAAUUUAAAGAUGAUGUAAUUAAUGAUGAUAUAAAUUAUGAUUCCUAUUUUGAUUAUGACAAUUACGAAAAGCCAAAAAAACAUAAGAAACAUUUUGAAUUCAAUAAAAAAGAUAGAAGCCAUGAUGAUUUUCUUUUGACGGAAGAAUUUGAAAAUGAAAAACAUCACCUCACAGGCAAAAGUUUUAAAAAAGAUAAUCAUAAAGUAUCCAGUUUCAAAAAAGUCAAUAGCGAUGAAGAAAAACUAGAAGAAUGGUUGCUUCUAUCAAAAAAACAAUUGAAACUUCGGAAGGAUGACUUAUUGAAAACUUUAAAAGAAGAGAGCGGUGAAAAUGAUUAUGAUAAAAAAAGCAUUCGUUUAAAUUCACCUGUGUAUAUAUCAGAAAAACAUGAUCUAGAAGAAAAGCAGUUUAAGAAAACCGAAAAACAUCCUAGUGGGGAUGAUAUAAAAAUGCUGAAAGAAGUGACCAAAGGUGGUAAAGAAUUUGAAUCUUUAAUAGUAAAGGAUACAGAGAGUUACAGACCAGCUAAACCUACCCACAGGCUAUAUCUUGGAGAACCAUCAACAGUAUCGGAAAUCAUUGGUCAGGUGAAAGAUCCACAGGAAACUAUAAGAGAUGAAAUGGGCAAGAAUGCUUUAUUUGAAAAGCCCCAGAUCAAUGUGAUCCCAUUUGUUCCAUCCAAGGAAAUUCAAUCUGGAGGUGAUGUAGUAUCUCAACCAUUCACAGCAGCUGAAACUCUUGUUUGGGAUUGGCAAGCUGUUGCAGUGGUCUCAGCUGCUGCCUCAUGUCUUGUAUUUUUCACAGUAGUUGCAAUUUACUUUGUUAUUAAUGCAAGACAGUGGAAGAAGAUCAACAAAAAUUAUAACAAAGAAAUUGAAGAAAUGUCUACAAGAAUAGCCCUAAUGCAUCCUGCUAUGGAUUCUACAAAUUCUGAUUCUCAUACAACCAGCCUUUACUUAGAAAGCAUCGCUGUUCAAGGGAAAGAAGAUGAUCAAAAACAGAGAGAGCAAAUUAAAUGAAAAUAUGAAAUUUUUAAAUGAUUAAUUAAUUUUAAUACUGCCAUUAAAUGCUGUUUUAUUAGUUAUUUUUAUGAAAUGCGAUGUAUAAUAUUUCUUUAUUUCAAGAAGUGUGACUACUCGUUUCAUUGUGGAUUUGUAUAUAUAUGUAAAUUUAAUUGAAAAAAUAGACGUACGCUAUUUUUAAUUGUUUCCCUAUUUGUCAAUUUACAUUUUAACAGUGUAUUAUUAUGAAUUGAUAGAAUUUGUUUUGUAAGUAAUUAGUAUUUUAUUAAUUAUAAUUAAGAAUAUCA